Fusarium sp. VM40 is the source of this 1128-nucleotide messenger RNA. NCBI's taxonomy places the organism in Eukaryota, Fungi, Ascomycota, Sordariomycetes, Hypocreales, Nectriaceae. The record is from the annotation of a GenBank genome assembly.
AUGAAGUUCACUCUCUGUCUCAGUGCUUUCACCGCACUUCUGGCCUCAGCUACCGCACAGAAGGUCUCGGGCUCAGCUCAAGGUUUCGCACAAGGUGUCACAGGCGGCGGCUCUGCUACUCCCGUUACGCCCAAGAACAUUAAUGAGCUGGUGACUUAUCUGACCGACAAGACUCCUCGCGUUAUUGUCCUCGAUCGAACUUACAACUUCAUUGGCUCGGAGGGUACUGUCAAAGAGAAGGGAUGUGCGCCUUGGAAGACCGGGCCGGGUUGUCAGUUGGCCAUCAACGCUGCCAAUAAUUGGUGUGGUAGCAACCCGCCUGUCGACGUUACUUACUCCAAGGCUGGAACAUCCGGAAUCAAUGUGGCUUCUGAUAAGACUAUCAUUGGUGUUGGAAACAAGGGUAUUAUCAAGGGCAAGGGUCUGCGAUUUGUGAAUGUCAAGAACAUUAUCGUCCAGAACAUCCAUGUCACUGAAUUGAACCCUCAAUACGUCUGGGGUGGCGACGCAUUUACCUUUUCUGGAACCAGCAAGAUCUGGGUUGAUCACUGCACAACUUCUCUGCUCGGUCGCCAGCAUUACGUCUUCGGCCGUGAUAAGAGCACCGGUAUCACACUGUCCAACAACCACAUUAACGGCCUCACUCAAUGGUCAGCUGGUUGUGAUGGCUACCACUACUGGACUAUUGAGAUGGUUGGCCAAGGCGAUCAGAUCACUAUGCAAGGCAACCUGAUUGAGCACACUGCUGGCCGUGGCCCUGCCCUUUCUGCCACCACCUUCCUGCACGCCGUGAACAAUGUCUGGCGCGACAUCAACGGCCACGCCAUCGAAGGCGACACAGCCGGCAAGGGUCUUUUCGAAGGAAACGUCUUCCAGAACGUCAAGCAGGUGGUUGUCCCCGACUUCAAGGGACAGCUCAACAGCUGUCCCGACAGCACCGCUGCUAGUGCCACCCAGCAAUACCUGGGCCGUGUUUGCCAGGGAAAUAUUUUCACUUCGUCUGGGGCUUUUAGCCGUAAGGAUACUGGCUUCAUGUCUGAGUUCAAGGGUCUGCCUAUUGCUAGAUCUACGCAGGCGACUGUGGCACAGGCCAAGGUUCCUGGCAAUGCUGGCUUUGGAAAGAUCUAA